Molecule: messenger RNA, 3889 nt
Organism: Branchiostoma belcheri (Belcher's lancelet)
Lineage: Eukaryota; Metazoa; Chordata; Leptocardii; Amphioxiformes; Branchiostomatidae
Product: inactive phospholipase C-like protein 1
Exons: 10
Coding region: 126-3326 (1066 amino acids)
Biological process (GO): lipid metabolic process; intracellular signal transduction
Molecular function (GO): phosphatidylinositol-4,5-bisphosphate phospholipase C activity
Source: RefSeq, a predicted model, not a curated record
GUCAUGACCGCAACCAUCUGGGCUCCUUGAUGAAAAGUGAAAGUGAUCAACACAAGAACAUAAUGCCAUCGAUCGCCUGGAAAGCGCCUGGAAGCCAGGAUAGCUAGAGCGCUAGCUGUCUCGCGAUGGCGGACUCAGCGGCGAGGCCAGCCGUUCCGACGCUGGAGAUCACCGAGGCGGCUGGCAAGGCGGACGGGGACCCCGAGCCGUACGUGCCGAACGGAGCGGCCGCCAGCGCCGGGGAGGGCGGGGCGCAGCUGGCACCGCCUUGCUCCGGGAGCCCCACGGGGGAGGGGCCGCGACCGAGGCGGAGCAGUCUCAAAAAGAGAUCUGUUGGAGAGGCCCCCACUGAGAAAAAGUCAGUAUCCUUCACCAGUAUGCCCAGUGAAAAGACCAUUGCCAAUGCCUCAGAUUGCCUCCAAAUCAUGCAAAAUGGCACUGAACUCAUCAAAAUCCGCUCCAAUGUUCGACAGUAUCAGAGACUCUUUCUGUUGGACCAGGGCUCGGAUGCGAUACGAUGGCAGCCGAGCAAAAAGGGGGACAAGGCAAGAAUUCCCGUAGAAUCCAUCAAGGAGGUACGGCGAGGAAAACACACCGAGACUUUCCGUAAUGUCGGUGUGCAGUACCCAGACGAGUGCUCGUUUUCUAUUAUCCACGGAAAUGAGUUUGAGACGUUAGAUCUUGUUGCAUACACUCCAGAUGAAGCCAACAUCUGGAUAACCGGACUCACAUGCUUGAUAAGUAAAGGAGACUCACGGGUAGGAGAAAACACAAUAGAAGCAGCAGAGGAGGUGAAAGAGACAUUAAGAGACACCUGGCUGAAGAAGUCUUUCCGGAGCCUUGAUAAGUCAAACUCUGGCUUUCUGGAGUCGGACCAAAUCAUAUCGUUGGCAAUGCAACUGGACUGCGACAUCAGCAUUGCACGUGUCAAGCACAAGUUAAAGGAACUUAGCGUAUCGAGGGGCGAGGACAACACCAAUGCAAAACUGAAGGUGACAAGCUCAGAGUUUGUGGAACUGUUUAAAGAAGUGUCAACGAGGCCAGAGAUUUACUUCUUGAUGGUGAGAUAUGGAUGCAGGGACUUUCUGACAGCAGGGGACUUGCACCUAUUUCUAGAAGCCGAGCAAGGAAUGUCCAACGUAACCAAAGAAAAAUGUUUGAAAAUCAUAAGCACCUUUGAGCCUUCAGAGGAGGGGAGGGAAAGGGGACAAAUCGGGAUUGACGGUUUCACAAAAUACCUCUUGUCAUCCGAGUGUGACAUCUUUGACGAAGAACACAGUAAGAUACACCAGGAUAUGACCCAUCCGUUGUCACACUACUACGUGUUUUCCUCCCACGACUCGUACCUGCUACCGGGCGUAGAAUACGUGCCAAGCCUGAAUGCGUACGCACGAUUGCUCCAGAGGGGGUGUCGGUACGUGGAACUUGUCUGUUGGGACGGAGAGCACGGGGAUGACGAGCCAUUGGUUUGCCAUCAUCCGUCAGAAACAACGCGCCUACGCUUCAAAUCGGUGGUGGAGAUCAUAGCACAGUAUGCGUUUCAGGCUUCAGACUACCCACUAAUCAUUGGUAUUGACAACCACUGCUGUGAAGAGCAACAGAUCAAAAUUGUGAACUACAUAGCAGCAACGUUUGGUGACAUGCUUGUCAGGUCCAUUGUGGAGGAGGGGGGUGUUCAGCUGCCAUCCCCUUACGAUCUGAGGAAAAAGGUGCUCGUCAUGGGGAAGAAAAAUGUCUUACCCAUGACCUCUACUCAGAGUUCCUCAUCUCUGUCCACGAAUGACAUGCAGAACGCCCUGUCAACAGUCAAGGUCAAAAGGGAAAAAGGGAGACCACCUCUGUGUAAGGAGCUAGCCGACCUGAUUGUCCUGUGCAAGUCUGACAAGAUAGAAGAUCUGCCCACCUCAGCCUCCGAAUCUUGUGCCCAGUAUGUCUGCUCCUUCAGCCAAUCAGGAGCCAUCAGGCUGGCAGUCUCGUUCCCAGAGGAGUUUGUAAACUACAACAAGAAGUACAUGAGUGAAGUGCAUCCAGACAGUAACAAGGAUGAGGAUGCUAUCAACUAUAACCCCCAGGACUACUGGAACUGUGGCUGCCAGAUUGUAACAGUUAAUUAUCAUAUGCCAGGGCUGAUGACAGACCUGAAUGAUGGACGCUUUCUAGAGAACGGAGGCUGUGGCUACGUCCUGAAACCUUCCAUCAUGAGGGAUGAGAUAGCAUACUUCAGCGCCAACACCCGCGAGGGUCUGCCGGGCGUCACGCCGCAGAUUCUCCACGUCAGGAUCAUCAGCGGGCAGCAGUUCCCCAAACCUCGCGGCUCCACGGCGAAAGGCGACAUCAUCGAUCCGUACAUCGUGCUGGAGAUUUUUGGAAUUCCCGCGGACUGCGUAGAAGCAAGGACUAGAGCUGUUCCACAGAACGGCUAUAAUCCUGUGUUCGACGAAAGUUUCGAAUUUCAGAUCAAUUUCCCAGAAGUGGCUUUGGUUAGAUUCGUGGUCUUGGACGAAGAAUUCAUUGGAGACGACUUCAUUGGACAGUGCACUAUUCCAUUUGAAUGCUUGCAAACAGGCUACCGACACAUUCGACUGAUGUCCAGCACGGGAGACCAACUGGAAAGUGCCACUCUGUUUGUCCACAUAGCCAUAACGAACAAGAGAGGAGGAGGAAAACCUACCAAAAGGGGCCUUUCGGUGAAGAAGUCUAAGAAGCGUCAGGAGUACACGUCUUUAAGGAAUGUGGGGGUCAGAAUCAUCGAUGACUGCUUUAAGGGUGCAACACCACCGCUUCAAGAAGCAGCCAAACUACGAGAGAAUGUCCAGGUUGCCAUGACUACAUUCAAGGAAUCCUGCGGUGUCCCCCAGAUUUCUACGCUUAUGCAGUGUGUGCGUACGCUCAUCUCCCGGUUCACAGCGACCGGGGAUGUCUCCAUAGUCUUGAAAGGAGACGGACAGUUCCCUAUCCUGGAGGCCUCUGGGAAUGCUCCGGAAGUCCUGAAGAAAGCUUUGUCAGCCUUUGAUGUUGUGGUAUCCACGGGAUGUUCCUUGGUUGACAAGGCUGACAGUCUCCGACAAGAGAUGCUGGACAGGAGAAAAGCAGGUCUAGAGUUCCAUGAGAAGCUACAGGAGCUGAGUUCCAAGGAGGGUCUGAAGGGUCGGAAGUUGACUCGAGCUCUUGAGAACUUCGCAUGGAACAUCCGAGUUCUUCAAGGUCAGGCCGACCUUAUCCAAGCUGCCAAAAACGAAUGUCUGGACAACAUGAAGCAAGUGCAAGAAACUGCUGUGGCAACAGGUGUCAUAGUAGAGACCAAGUCAGAAACGAAACCAACUUAGGCUGGAUUGCAGUUUAAGGAAGAAGUCAAUAGUGUAACAUACACCUGUAUUUGACACAAGAAACUGAAGAAAGCUGCUGUUUUUAAUUCCCAAGCAGAUGUAUGGCUUUAGCCUGUUUAUCAGUACAAUGUCAUUUUUUUCUUGUUUUGUGUUUUCUAAGUAGUGAAUUUUACUUAAUCACCUUGCCAUACAGACAAUAUACAAAAUGCAACUUUUAAUGCUACUUAAAGUGCUUCAUGCUUGAAAUCACAAAAUGGACCAAAUCCACCCAAGAAAAAGGCUUUACCAAUAAUAUUCUCAUGAUUCCAAUGUGUCAUCAUAAUGAUAGCACUUUUUUACCUGCUCCCUACUACCUAACCCUGCAACCAAUAGAGAACUGAUUUUAUUGGCUUCUUCUGGGCCAGUAUGCUAAAGGUUUCGUUGGCUACUUUUCAAUCAGUAUGCUAGUGCUAAAGGUUUCAUUGGCUACUUCUGAACCAGUAUGCUAAAGGUUUCAUUGGCUACUUCUGAAUCAGUAUGCUAAAGGUUUCAUUGGCUACUUCUGAAUCAGUAUGCUAAAGGUU